This is a messenger RNA of Thalassophryne amazonica, 1859 nucleotides long. It is a transcript of the gene nkx3-1, whose product is annotated as NK3 homeobox 1. Lineage: Eukaryota; Metazoa; Chordata; Actinopteri; Batrachoidiformes; Batrachoididae. The record is from RefSeq and is a predicted model, not a curated record. Gene Ontology annotation, molecular function: DNA-binding transcription factor activity, RNA polymerase II-specific; RNA polymerase II cis-regulatory region sequence-specific DNA binding. Bases 1 to 906 code for a protein of 301 amino acids. Gene Ontology annotation, cellular component: nucleus. The transcript is spliced from 3 exons. Gene Ontology annotation, biological process: cell differentiation; regulation of transcription by RNA polymerase II.
AUGGAAAGUGACUUUCGGUCAUGCUCAAAGCAGUUCUGGGAAACUGUCAGGCGCCUCUGGAAAGGAAAGCAGUUCUUAGCCCAGGCUGUGUUCAGCAGGGGAGGAGAGCUGCUAAACUGGACUGAGGAUAUCAUCAGGCAGUGGAAAGAACAGGAUCUCCUCAACCCUACUGAUAUGCCUGCCAUCAAGGAGGCAGGGAUGGAAGACUCGGGCGAAUCUGGUGCCAUCACCCUCACAGAAGUCACAGGGACCUUGUGUGUGAGAGGAGACACACUCCAGCAUCCAGGUCAUCCACUGGGUGAGACACAGAGAAGCCCCAGAUCUUUGGAUUUCAGCAUUGAAAUGUCAGACACUGGCAAACCUCUGACUUCCUUCCUCAUAGAAGACAUUCUGUCCACUAAGGACAGCAGUGGAUUUUGCGGAAAGUCAUUGCAACAAUGUUUGCAGUGGAAUGAAGAAAAGUUAUCAGAACAACUCUGCUCACACGAGACGUCAUCACAGAAAGAGUCCAGUGGCACAUCCUCUCCCAGCGUCUCAGAAUCCAGCAGCGUUACUUCUGCAGGGAAACAGAAGCGUUCCCGUGCUGCUUUUACACACGUCCAAGUGCUUGAGCUAGAGAAGAAAUUUCAUCAUCAGAAGUAUCUGUCUGCAGCAGAGAGGGCUCAUCUGGCCAGUACCUUAAGGCUAACGGAGACCCAGAUUAAAAUCUGGUUCCAGAACAGGAGAUACAAAACCAAAAGGAAGCAGCAAGCACUGGACUUCUGUCAGGACUUGUCCACACCUGAGAGUUUGGGCCUGAAAGACCAUUUUUUCCACUCAUCGCUGCUCACCACCAUCUGUGAAGCCUAUCCAUACAGACCCUACCUGUGGGACUACAGUGGCCCCUGGGGGCCAGUGUUUUGGUAAAAUUGAUCUAAGAUUUGAGUUUAAACGCAUUAAACUCAUGUUGAAUCUUUAAAAUAUUAGUUUGAUGACUCUGUCUUAUAAAAUGGUUUAUGUUUUGUUAUUUAUAAAUGUAUUUAUAUAGUAUAUACUUACACAACUGCAACAACAAUCCUGCACAUUUAUCAAGCCACCAAAACUAGCUGGACAAACCCAUUUGUCAUUUUUAAUAUGUGCAGUCAGUUAUAGUGCUGGUCAAAAUUUUAUAAGCACAAUUUAAAAUAUGUACAGAGAUAAAUGCAAAUAAACCAAUUUUGUACAAUCAGAAUAUUUGAUGGAGUUCCCAGUCACUGAGGAGAAAAAGAUUUCAUGUAGUGGAAAAAAAAAAAUACAGAUAUUAAAUCUAUGGGCUACACAGUCAGUGGCAGCCUUCAAUGAAUUUAUUGCAAAUGAUUUCUGGAUUAAUCACUUUUGUUUUUUGUUUUUUUUGCAACAAGUCAGGUGAUGAUUACAUGAACAUUUCCAAGUCAUUGACUAUGUCUUCAACUUCAUUUAUGUCAACAAAUACAAACUGGUAUGGUACACUAAAUCUGUCUGGAGUAGGCAGUUGUCUUUGAGUGUCUUGAUGGUUUCCCUCACUUACCUCCUUGCACGGUCACACAGGAUUUGAGAAGUGCCUACUACAGUCAGUUUUACUAUACAGUACCAUGCUGUUUGUUGUGCUUAAUGAUUGAUGUAAAUUAAGUCCAAGACAUAUUAAGUGACUUAGAAAUGUUCAUGCAUCCAUCCUCUGACUUCUUCUAAGAAAGCUUAUUGUGAAAGUGAUGAAUACUAAAGAGGCAAGAACAGUGUCAUGUACAUUUUGUGUUUGUAUUAUUAUUAUUAUUUAUUUAUUUGAAUGUACAAAGGCAUUUUUACUAUGGUUGUGGUUGGGUUGGGCAAUAACUUUGAUUGUUUUAUUAAAUAUUCAAAUGAGA